GGUGGAAGUGCGGUUCCGGGUCGCUGCUCUGCUCGCCGCCCGGCCGUGGGGGCUGGUGACGCGGGCCGGCGCUCACGAGAGGCCCCGGAGGCGGGGCUCUGCCGGCUGCCCAGAGAGCGGCAGGACAGAAAGCUUUGACCUCCAAGCUGUUUUAAAUCUAAUAGAUAAGCCAGGUGAGUAGGUGGUUUACAGACAUUGACGGUAAACUUUUGAAGAAUUGCACAGACUUAAAUGGAUGCUCACAAGUGAUACUCCUGUGCCACAAGCCUUUGGCCCACAUUUCAGUGGGAAUGCAGCUAGUUUGGAUAACUGGACCUUUUUAGGCACCUGUCUCGGAAUUCCUGGUUGCUGGCCUAACGAUUGUUGUAGCGGUUCAAGCACUGGUCAUAAGUACAGGAUAGCCACACAGCAAAAUGUUUGCAAAACUGAAGAAGAAAAUUGCAGAAGAGACUGCUGUCGCUCAGAGGCCAGGAGGUGCUACUAGGAUCCCACGAUCAGUGAGCAAAGAGUCCGUUGCCUCCAUGGGAGCUGACUCAGGAGAUGACUUUGCUUCUGACGGAAGCAGCUCCAGAGAAGAUCUUUCAUCCCAGCUUUUGAGAAGGAAUGAACAGAUACGGAAACUAGAGGCCAGACUUUCUGACUAUGCUGAACAGGUCCGCACCUUGCAGAAGAUAAAAGAGAAGCUUGAAAUUGCCUUAGAAAAACACCAGGAUUCUUCCAUGAGGAAAUUCCAAGAGCAGAAUGAGACGUUCCAGGCCAACAGAGCCAGGAUGGCAGAAGGGCUGGCUUUGGCGUUGGCCAGAAAGGACCAGGAAUGGUCGGAAAAAGUGGAUCAGCUUGAAAAGGAUAAAAGGUUUCUGACAGCUCAGUUACAGGAAAUGAAGAAUCAGAGUUUGAAUCUUUUCCAAAGAAGAGAUGAAAUGGAUGAAUUAGAGGGAUUCCAGCAACAGGAGCUAAGUAAAGUAAAGCACAUGCUUUUAAAAAAAGAAGAAAGCUUGGGGAAAAUGGAGCAAGAAUUGGAGGCACGAACCAGAGAACUUAGUCGCACCCAGGAGGAAUUGGUGACGUCCAGUCAGAUUUCGUUAGACUUAAGCCAGAAGCUGGAAGAACUGCAGAGACACUACUCAGCGCUGGAAGAGCAGAGAGAUCAUGUGACAGCUUCGAAAACAGGUGCAGAAAAUAAGAUCACAGUCCUGGAGCAAAAGGAACAGGAGCUCCAAGCAUUCAUUCAGCAACUUUCCACUGACUUGCAAAAGGUCACUGCUGAAACUCAGGAGAAAGAAAAACUCAUCACACAUUUGCAGGAGAAGGUUGCAUCCCUGGAGAAGAGACUAGAGCAGAAUCUCUCAGGGGAAGAACACGUGCAGGAACUUCUGAAAGAGAAAACACUUGCUGAGCAGAAUUUGGAGGCUACCAGACAGCAGCUCUUGGCAGCUAGAAGCAGCCAGGCCAAGACCAUCAACAACCUGGAGACUCGGGUGAAAGAACUAGAGCAGAGCCUGCAGGCCUCUGAGGAGAAGCUGAAGCAGAGCAGUGACGUGGUGGCAGCUCAGGAAGCUCAAAUUCGAGAGCUUGCCGCCGCGAACACGGAGAGCAGCCGCGCCCAGCAGCAGGCCCUCGCGCUGGAGCAGCAGCGCACGGAGCAGAUCCACGCGCUGGAGGCCCAGCUCGCAGGCCUGGGGAGAGCGCGGGUGGCCGACCUGACAGCCGCAGAGCAGGAGCUGAGAAAGCUGGAGCAAGAAAAUGCAGUCCUUAAAGAAAGUAAGAAUGAAUGUGAAUGUUCUUUACAGCAUCACCAGCUUGAGCUAAAGAAGCUGAAGGAAGAAUGGAGCCAAAGAGAAAUCGUGAGUGUGGCAAUGGCUCAAGCCCUGGAGGAGGUGCGGAAGCAGAGGGAAGAGCUGCAGCAGCAGGCCGCUGACCUGACAGCCGUGGUGGGCGAGAAGGAGCAGAGUCUACAGGAGAAAAUGGAAGUGAUUCUCCAGAAAGAGCAGGAGAUUCUCCAGCUGAAGAAAGGUCACGACUCUGCACUGCUGCAGACACACCAGCUGCAGAGCGAGCUGGAGGCCCUGCAGGGCCUGAGGGCCGAGGAGGCAGAGGCCACGGCCACGCGGGAGGACCUGCUGAGGCUGAUGGGCCAAGAGCGGCCCCUGGUGCUGUCAGCCAGCAAGCCCCAUGUGACCUCGAGGGCCGGGCAAGACCCCGAGUACCAGCUUCCAGCUGUGGAGGGAAUACCAAACGGAGAGAUGGGGGCAGCCAUGGAUCUGGGGCAGCUACAGAAGGAAAAACAGGACUUGGAGCAGCAACUUCUAGAGAAAAAUAAGACCAUAAAGCAGAUGCAGCAAAGGAUGCUGGAGCUCAAGAAGACUCUGCAAAAGGAGCUGAAAAUCAGACCUGAUAAUGAGCUUUUUGAAGUCCGAGAGAAGCCUGGGCCUGAGAUGUCAAACAUGGCACCUUCAGUCACGAAUAAUGCUGACCUGACUGACGCUCGCGAGAUCAACUUCGAGUACCUCAAACACGUGGUUUUAAAAUUCAUGUCCUGUCGCGAAUCUGAGGCUUUUCAUCUUAUAAAAGCUGUGUCAGUGUUGCUCAACUUUUCACAAGAGGAGGAGAACAUGCUCAAAGAAACCCUGGAGUAUAAGACUGAUACGAAUCUCAGGAGGUCGCUGAUCCUGACAUCCUGGUUUCCGGAGAGCCCUGGCACAACCCACAUUGCCACAGUGCUGCUAAAAUCCCAGCUCUGGCCAGCACCCACCUGCACCUGAAUCCUCUUUCAACGUUAGCACUUAAAGCUGAAGCCCUCAGCCUGUGUCAGAGAGGAGGCAGCCAAUCCAUCAUGUGGUGAUGACGCUGGACAGACAGGCCUUCGACAUGGUGCCCAGCAGGGCAGACCCACCUGCUUCUGCCACAAAGAGCCAACUCAGUGAGGCUGGCUUUUUUCAACUCCCUUUCCCUGUUUGUAUGUUUGGGUUCAGGUGAGUUAGAAGAGGCUUUUGAACACUUCCGCCCAGGGAAACGUUAUUUCACCUUGCUACUCAAACAUCCUAGAACUUCAGAUGUGUCCAUCUCUAAGGUACUCUGGGGCCAGUGUGGAUUAAUGAAUAUGUGCACCUUUCUGACAGUAUCUCAUUUUACUGAAGAAAACUAGCAAAUGUGUAAAAAGAUUCUUAGUACCAAAUACACUCAAUUGCCUUUUUAAUGAAUGUACUUGUGGUGGAUAGGUUGCUGGUAAACCAUUUUAAACUAUUUUUUAUAGCUAAAGUUCCUCACUAUUAUAAACAUGUCUUCUGUAUUACAAAAUCCAUUUAACUUGUGUUCUUAAAGGAAAAUCAGAGCAUCAAGAGGAAAUGAUUUCUAAGAUUGGGAUCCUUGUCCCAAUCUGCCUCCGUCUGAAGCAGUGGUGGUGUUUCACUUGCUUAGAUCUUAAUUCUGUUGUUAUAACACUGAGCAAAUGCUAAUCAAUGUUUUCUACUGCUGAGGACAGUCUGCUGUAUUCAAAGGAAGCCGCAGCUGCUCCUUGCCUCUCCCCAGCCUUGACCAAAAUGUUGGAGGUGGACUGCCCUGUAAGUGGAGCCACCAUCUCCCCAUCACCGCAUCCCCCCCACCAUGGAUAUUUAAGAUGACACUACAUUCACGUGUGGCGUCCAGGUGGCCCCUGCCUGGCUGCAGUACUUGACAACACGCAGAUGGCUCUGGAAGUGACUGAUGAAAACUCGUAUUCAUCAUCAUUAAAGAAAAGGGAAAUACUUGCCUUGGAUAAGGCACACUUUCAGAUCUAAAGGGAAACUGUAUAUUUAUAGUUUGAUGAAAGUUUUAUUGGUUAAAUAAAAAACUGAGUUAAUAACUGGAGCUCCUAGAUUUAUCAUCAGUUACCCAAUGAUGUUAGGUUUCUCAAUUAUGUUUAGGGCUAAAAUAUAUAUAAAAUAUAUCUCACAGGAAAGCAAGGAUAUGCAGUUAACGUAAGACAGUUCCAUGGCCCUCGAAGUACCAGGCAAGGGCAGCAUUACCCACACCCAGCUCGGACUCUGCUGCCCAGUGACGUUUGUUACCUGCCUCCUCCUGGGGCUCCCCUGGCAGAUGCGACCCCCAUGCCUAGGAGGCCAUUUCCCGUUAUCUGAUGGGGACACAAACCAGGAGUCCCUUCUGUUCCAUCAUUUUGACAAGUAGGAAGUAGCUCUUCCAGCUAAAGAAUUCCUUAAAUUGGGUAGUUAGGGCUUGCCAGAGGCGAUCCCAGCACAGCCGUGGGAGCCCCCACCAACUCUUCUGUGGCCUCUCCAGCCCUUGAGCUGGUCUCGCCGCCCCCCCACCCCCCACCCGCCAGCAGUUUUAGACACAGUUGUGGGGCCCCCUAUUUGGUCUGUACUUGCACCGGGAGGAUUCGUUCUGAUUAGGCUUUCCUCCUGCAUGUUGAAUUUCCUUCAGCUUUAAGAGGAAGAGUGGAGUAAAUACUCUUAAGUGAUUUAAUGCACUUUCACUUGUAUAGAACAUUCUGUGCUAGACAGUACAUAGAGCCCUUUAUAUGAGCAUCGGAUCUUGAUCUCACCCUCCAUGUUGUAAAUAGGGAUCGUAUUAUCUAAAACUGCUGUAGAAAAUUCAUUUGUGGUGCAAUACACUUUUGAU
Molecule: messenger RNA, 4617 nt
Organism: Budorcas taxicolor (takin)
Lineage: Eukaryota; Metazoa; Chordata; Mammalia; Artiodactyla; Bovidae
Gene: GOLGA1
Product: golgin A1
Exons: 23
Coding region: 414-2762 (782 amino acids)
Cellular component (GO): Golgi apparatus
Source: RefSeq, a predicted model, not a curated record